UCUUAUUUCUGGCCAGUGUAUAUAAUCCGGUUUUCUACUAAACUCUAUAUCCAGUCCUAUUUCAGCAGUUGUUGAACCCACCCAACAGACAACAUGAACAAGCUGUUUAUUGUCGCUGCUGUUUUGGCUGUCGCGGCCGCUGCUCCUUCCAGUAGUUACAAACCGGUGGAAUACAAGGCUCCCGAAAUCACCAUCGUGAGCCAAUCUGAUGUCCGCAAUCUUGAUGGCAGCAGCAACUGGAGCUACGCUGGAUCUGACGGUACCACUCGUGACGAGUCCCAGGUCCAGAAAAAGAUGCAAGGAGUCACCUACGACUCUUACGGCAAAGAAACGUACGGUGAAGUCCUCGGCAACACCAACAAGGGAUCAUCUUACUGGAUCUCCCCCGAGGGUCAGAAAUUCACUCUGACUUGGGCGGCAGAUGAGCAGGGAUUCAAACCCAAGGGCGACCACUUGCCCGUCGCUCCCGUUCACGUUUACGAGCUCCCGGUCGCUCCCGUCCAUGAAUACGAACUCCCAGUUGCCCCUGCACUCCCCUACAAACGCACUGGACUCGGUUAUUAACUCAAAUCAAAUUUCAUUCUUGAAUUUCACACGAAAUUUCUGUCACAUGUUCCUAAUUACACCAGUAUGUAAAUUAUUGGUGUGGUAAUAACAAGGGUAAUAAAUAUAUUAGUUAAAGUCCUUGUUAAAUUUCACUUCUAUCCUAACCCUAGUUGCGUCUUAUAUAAAUGAUCCAGCAUAUUUAAUACAACGCGAACUGUUUUAUUUAAUAACCUCAGUUUGGUACAUGAAACGAAUACAAAUUAUUAAGCAAUUCUUUUGGAGAUCAAAUAAAAAGACUCAUACGAUCAAUGAUGCGACGAGUUACCAGUACACAGAGGUCCGGAUAGUUCUUGGUGAGAUCUUCCCAUUCUUUCAAAUGACAAACUUCUUUUCCCUGCAAGGUCAUGAAAGAGACGACUGUUUGUUGUAGCUCGUCGACCGAGUGAAGAUGGGCCCAUACCAAGAGAUUGAUGGCGUUUUCUACUCGAACACAGGUAAGCAGGAAACGAACGCAUUCUUCUUUCAAGUCGUUGAUGUCGUACUUAUCGGCCGCCACGAACAGAGGCUGAGCUGUAGCUUCUUCAGUCAGCGCUGUCAAAAGCCGGCCACAGUAGAUGUAGUGGUAGUAGUUGCUUGAAAAUGUCCGGCUCUACGUCAUCAAUGACAACCUCACCAGUCGCUGCUUCCUUCAUGUCGUGCUCAAACAUCGCGGCGAACACGGGACUCCUAGCCACCAGGAUAUUAACAUGACCGCCAACACGUUCGUCGCCUUUGAAAGUGAACUGGACAU
This is a messenger RNA of Daphnia pulex (common water flea), 1336 nucleotides long. Its product is annotated as larval cuticle protein 65Ab1-like. NCBI's taxonomy places the organism in Eukaryota, Metazoa, Arthropoda, Branchiopoda, Diplostraca, Daphniidae. Gene Ontology annotation, molecular function: structural constituent of chitin-based larval cuticle. The transcript has 3 exons. The coding region runs from base 94 to 564 and encodes 156 amino acids. The record is from RefSeq and is a predicted model, not a curated record. Gene Ontology annotation, cellular component: chitin-based extracellular matrix.